UUCAAAACAAAUAAAAUAAUGGCGGCCCGCUUAAAAUCGAGUGUUCUACAGUUGAUUCGGUCACGAAAUACACAUUUUAGGUUUGAGUUUAAACAUUUUCUAUGAAAUUAAGAGUUCUACUUGGGUAUACCAACUUAAUGAAAGUCUUGCUGUGAUUUCAGCUCAGUAGCUAAACCCUAACUGCCACAUCGUCGAUGUCAAACCAGGUCCUAGCCUCAUCCCAUCCUCAUGUUGCGCAGCUGAAAUUUCCCUAAAUGUAUUAAUGAUAAAGUUCAGCCAACAAUCACGAUGGGCCAAGAAGUAUAACAAGAACUCUGUUUGCCUGGGUCUUCUUCGAUUAUGUAGCUAACGUUAAACCCGUCAUCAGCAACUUGAUUGAGUGACGUAGCUAACGACGUUAGCUUGGUAGCUAAAAAACAUUCAGUUUUGUUCUGCAGUCUGGUCAUUGAGGCAUUCCCUAGCUUAGUCAGUGUCACUGCACAACCAUAGGUAGCUAACGUUAGCUGCUUUGUCGUUUCUUUGCUUUUUGACAGUCUCAAGUUAAUGUUUCAAGACCAUCGGACAGUCAUCCAACAGAUUGGGUUUGUAAGGAUAAACCCACUCUGUUGAAUGAAUGUCCGACCAUCUAAAUACAUGACCUGACAUAACUGUCUGUUAAAGGUUUACAAUUAUAACGAGAAACCAGUUCCACACACAAUACACAUUGGCCAGAACUUCCGAAAACGUCUGCUUCUGACAGUACCCACACAGUUCGCAGGUGAGAAACCGUCCUUUCUGAUCACAUUUACUAACUAGAAUAACCACAUCCAAAGGCUACAGUUGUCAUGUUUUCUGUAGUAUAUACAGAGUAGGCCUACAAGUGGAACUACAGGUAACUGCCAAAAUAAAGGAAACACUUGCGUACAUUUUGGAUGCAAAGUAUAUUGAAAGCAGGUGCUUCCACACAGGUGUGGUUCCGGAGUUCUUCGUGGCAGACUAGACGCUGUGUUACAUAUUUCUGCCUUUCUCACGUAGGAGUGCAGAUUGCACAUUUUGGUCCCCCCCAAAAAAGUGGGAGGGGAAACUCUUAAAUUGCACCACCAUCUAACCCCUUUUCUCAAAACUCCUUGUAGAUCUUCUGCACCACAAUCUCUCACCCAAAUAUCUUUCUGCCGAUGCGACUACCACAUCUAUGUUCUGUGAUUUGCAGUCCAUCAGUGCAGUGCAGUUGAUCACCUUUGCUAUAAUUGCAAGAUAUCCAACCUUACUGAAAAACUCAUCCUCUCUGAGUCUUUCUUCAGACCUACUCACUGGGGAACUCCCAGUUGAUUCUCUCACCUUUGGGCUGUCCUCUAGUCUCUUCACUGCCUCAUAGGAAACUUUCUGCCCCACUCAACCAGUCUCUCUCUCACAGGGCACUUCUGAUCUCCAACUGCAUGGGCGCCCCCGCAUUUGACACAGUGCUUUUUGUAACCCAACUUUACACUCCCAUUGACUAUGCCCUUCUGCACAUUUCUCGCAUUGUGGGAUAUCCUUUCUACACACUGCUGCAACAUGUCUGAAUCCUUGACACCUAAAGCACCGUAGCGUGUUUGGAACAUAGGCCCUCACAGAAUAGCAAAUAUAACCUAACCUUAUCAGGUAGAAACUCUGUUAAAGUUCAACAAGACAGACAGGGUAUUCUCAGUUGCAUUGCCACUGGGUCUACAUCUUACCAAAAGGUGGGUGUCACAAACACCAGGGAUAUUCUUUUUCAUUUGAUCCACCUCUAUGUUACCCACCAGUCACCCCUUUGAGCACGACACAGGUUGAGCCACGAGAUGUGUGAUGCACUGCGCCCGCUGCCUCUGGGCAGAGGAUGCAGAACAAAUCUCAACAAUUCCACUUCUCUAAACUUUCAAAGAUGUAACCGCUCGCAGCUUGUCCUUUACCGUGCCUGAAUCAAUGUACGGUUUGGCCAAAAAGCAGGAAUCCACUUUUUCCUUAAAUCUCACUCCAACCUGACCGAAAUCAUUUGUGACAGGACUCCCAUGGCAAACACUGGAAGUGUCUACCACACCUGUAGCUGUAGGUACUUCAUCCUGGUCUGGCUCGACUUCAGAGCACUCACUACUGCUGACUGAUGUUCUCAAGAGCACAAGUAGAUUUAUAGGUAAUUUUUCUUGGUUUGUAUUCAGGAGAAAAAAAAUAUUGGACAAAGGUUUGUACUCAGGAGACGUAGGUAUGUACUUGCCUUUUUUAUGCUUUUGUGUCAUCGCACCCUGGUUCCCGAGUUAAUUAAGAAAUUAACAUCCCAUCAUGCUUAGGGUCAUGUAUAACAAUGCCCAGUUGCCCAUCAUUUUGGUUACCAUGGCUAGAAGAAGAGAUCUCAGUGCCUUUGAAAGAAGGGUCUCAAUGGUGCAUAGUGGGAUUAAAGGGUGUGUGUGUGUCUGUCACCAGAUCUCAACCAAAUUGAACAGUUAUGGGAGAUUCUGGAGCGGUGCCUGAGAAAGCGUUUUCUACCACCACCAUCAACAAAACACCAAAUGAGGGAAUUUCUCGUGGAAGAAUGGUGUCACAUGCCUCCAAUAGAGUUCCAGACACUUGUAGAAUCUAUGUCAAGGCCUGUGGUGGCCUAACUCCCUAUAUUAAGACACUUUAUGUUGAUGUUUCCUUUAUUUUGGCAGUUAGCUAUAUGCUCAAAUGAUUGCGGUUACAGUUGUAUUGAUAGCAAUAUAGAUUUAUUGAUGUAUAAUGUUUUGAGAGUCUGGGAUAACAAAUGAUGGGAAUAGGAUAGGUUGACUAUCUCUUAUUUGAAAUGUAUUUAUUCUAUGCUGUGUAAUACCAGGUUGUUUUUAUACUGUAGGGAUUACUGUUGUUUUCUGGUUUUGUCUAUAUGGUGUUUAUUCCAUUGGGGAUCACGUUGGAAACAAGUAGAAUUGCUUUAAUGUGUUAUUCCCUGGGUUGUACUCAGUGCAUCUUUCCCAUAUUGGAAAUAUGAACAAUGAGCAGUAACCAUGACAAAACCAGACAGUGUGAAUAAACUUGUUCUCUAAACAUCAGCUUGUUUGCUUUUCAGAGUGUGGGAGAACCAGUGACAUUUGUACAUGAACUGCUGUAGGAGAACUCGAACCGAAGAUAAUCAUUUGUGCUCUAGGAACAUAUUUCUUAGAGGUUUACUGUACUGAUUAACCUAAGUUACAGUUCUGUGUAUGCCUCAAGUAAAAAAUCUAUUGCAACGUGCAAUGUGCUUCUCCACUGUUUGUUGACCCCCCUUGGUUUUCACAGAAACCUGUUUGUUUGAAAUGGAAGGAGUGAAAGGUGUGUUCUAUGGCCCUGACUUCAUCACAGUGACCAAGACAGAUGACGAUGUGGAGUGGACAGACAUUAAGCACCAUGCCAUGGAUGCCAUCAUUAAGUGGAGACCCCAUGAGCACGGGGGUGACCCACGAUGAGAGCAACCCACAGUGAUGGAGGAUGGCAGUGAUAUAAUCUUUAAGGGCUUUGAGAAUAGCACGGUAAAGCUGAAGCCGGUUGGCUCGUGCACCGGAUGCCCCAGCUCCACUGUCACCCUGAAGAAAGGCAUCCAGAACAUGCUGCAGUUCUAUAUCCCGGAGGUGGAUGACGUGGAACAGGUGGAAGAUGAAGUGGAUCAUGUCAACGCAAACGUUUUCACCGAGUUGGAACGCAAGUUUGGAGACAUAAAACUGUCGGCCCCCAUGCCUAUAGAUAAACUGUCUGUUGUAUAGAUGUCAUGCAAACCAGGUAGACACUGCUUACCCUAGUGCAAUGUUCAUGAUGAGAGAAUAAUAUCCAUCAUUGCAAUUUCAAAAUACCUAGAAGUGUUCUGUGCGCUGUUGUCUAUUAGUGUGGCGAGAAAAUUACUGUUAUUGAUUCUACAUAAAUAUUUUCAGUGCA
This is a messenger RNA of Oncorhynchus masou masou (cherry salmon), 3876 nucleotides long. RefSeq names its product NFU1 iron-sulfur cluster scaffold homolog, mitochondrial-like. Gene Ontology annotation, cellular component: mitochondrion. The record is from RefSeq and is a predicted model, not a curated record. Gene Ontology annotation, molecular function: iron ion binding; 4 iron, 4 sulfur cluster binding. Bases 3429 to 3707 code for a protein of 92 amino acids. Lineage: Eukaryota; Metazoa; Chordata; Actinopteri; Salmoniformes; Salmonidae. Gene Ontology annotation, biological process: iron-sulfur cluster assembly. The transcript has 4 exons.